Gongylonema pulchrum is the source of this 231-nucleotide messenger RNA. Lineage: Eukaryota; Metazoa; Nematoda; Chromadorea; Rhabditida; Gongylonematidae. The record is from the annotation of a GenBank genome assembly.
GUGCCCAACGUGAAUGACAUUGUUUUCGAUGUGCCUCUGGAUGUGAAUGUUGUGGAAGAGGAUGCAGUGGACGCUGCUGAAAUUGAUAAUAACAGGCUUCGAAAUCGUCGUAACGCACCAACGGGUGAUAGUGGAUUCCAGUCGCUGAGAAUUCAUCUUCAUUAUGAUAAGAAGAGCAUUGAUAAGUGUGUUUUAUCAAAAAUUAAUGUUUUUAUCAAAUUCAAGUUUUAG